Molecule: messenger RNA, 927 nt
Organism: Purpureocillium lilacinum
Lineage: Eukaryota; Fungi; Ascomycota; Sordariomycetes; Hypocreales; Ophiocordycipitaceae
Product: mitochondrial oxaloacetate carrier protein
Source: RefSeq, a predicted model, not a curated record
AUGUCGACGACGCUGGGCGCCUUCGUCGCCGGCGGCAUCGCAGCCUGCGGCGCCGUGACAGCGACUCACCCGUUCGAAACCGUCAAGAUUCGCAUGCAAUUGCAAGGCGAGCUUCAGUCCAAGGGCCACCAACCACAUCACUACCGCGGCCCGAUACACGGCGUCGGCGUCAUCGUCAAGCAUGAGGGCGUGCGGGGCAUAUACCGAGGCCUGGGAUGCGCCUACAUCUACCAGGUGCUCCUCAACGGCUGCCGGCUGGGAUUCUACGACCCCCUGCGCAAGGGCAUCUCUUCCGUCUUCCUCAAGAACGAGAACGCGCAGAACCUCGCCGUCAACAUGUUCUGCGGUGCCUUCUCCGGCAUCAUCGGCGCCGCCGCCGGAAGCCCCUUCUUCCUCGUCAAGACACGCCUGCAGAGCUACUCGCCCUUCCGGCCCGUCGGCACGCAGCACCAGUACCGCAAUGCCAUUGACGGCCUGUCGCAGAUCUACCGCGCCGAGGGCAUUCGCGGCCUCUACCGCGGCGUUGGUGCCGCCAUGAUCAGGACCGGUUUCGGCAGCUCGGUCCAGCUGCCGACCUACUUCUUCGCCAAGCGCCGCCUGGUCCGCCACGCCGGCAUGGAGGAGGGUCCGGCUCUGCACCUCGCGAGCAGCACCGUCAGCGGUUUCGUCGUCUGCUGUUUCAUGCACCCGCCGGACACAAUCAUGUCCCGCCUGUAUAACCAGAACGGCAACCUGUACAAGGGCGUCUUCGACUGCCUGGGCAAGACGAUCCGCACCGAGGGUUUCUUCGCGAUCUACAAGGGCUUCCUGCCGCACCUCGCCCGGAUAUUGCCGCACACCAUCCUCACCCUCUCGCUCGCCGAGCAGACCAACAAGCUCAUGAGGAAAUUCGAGGGGCGAGUCCUGCCCAUGUUUGACAAGGCGUAA